Molecule: messenger RNA, 3358 nt
Organism: Zalophus californianus (California sea lion)
Lineage: Eukaryota; Metazoa; Chordata; Mammalia; Carnivora; Otariidae
Gene: IFNAR2
Product: interferon alpha and beta receptor subunit 2
Exons: 9
Coding region: 297-1850 (517 amino acids)
Molecular function (GO): interleukin-22 receptor activity; protein binding
Source: RefSeq, a predicted model, not a curated record
CCGAGGCCGGCGCUCGGUGAGCUCCUCCGCAUCGUACCCUGCAGCCAUCCGGCGGGAAGGAAGUCCUGCGGCUCGACCCCGGUGUCCUCGCCCGCCCCCGGGCCCUCGGCCCGCUCCACCCACCCGCGCCCGCCGCCAAAGCCGCCGGGGCCGCCGGCAGCGCGCAUCCGAGUGGCGGGCGCCGGGGCCGGAGGCGGAGGGGCGGCGGGCGGCGGCCCCGAGGCUGGCACCCCUGCGGGGAGCGGCGAGGCGAUCCUGCCGAGAUGUGAAAGUAAAGAAAAGACUUAAUAACCAAGAUGCUUUGGAGCCAGAAUGCUUCCCCGGUUAGAUCACUGAAUCUGUUUCUCGUGGUGUGUAUCAGCCUUGUGUUUGGUGUGGUAUCUUCGUUGCCUGAUUUAUCAGAUAAAUCUUGCACUUUCAAGGUGACGUUACGCAAUUUCCGGGUCAUCUUAUCAUGGGAAUUAAAAAACCAUUCGAUUGUACCAGAUCACUAUACAUUACAGUACACAGUUAUAAGUAGACCAGAUCAUGUGAAGAUUGUGGAGCACUGUUCAAAUAUCACAGCAUCAUUUUGUGACCUAACGGAUUUGUGGGAGGUCCUGCCCGAGACGUAUGCCGUCACAGUUGAUGGAUUCAGAGGGAACACAGCACUGGUCACGUGUUUCAUCGAUUUCUUCCUGGCAACACACAUAUCUUUAGAACCACCAGGGUUUGAUAUUGUUGACUUUAUGGACCACAUUAACGUCAAUGUGAAUUUCCCACCUGUCAUUCCCAAGAUACUACGUGGAGAAGUAUUACAGUUUUACUUAUCACUCAUCAUCGAAGAACAGUCUGGGGGGAUUGUCAAGAAGCAUAACCCCACACUAAAUGAAAACGUCAUUGGAAAUUUCACUUACGUCAUCGACAAGUUACUUCCAAACACAAACUACUGUGUAUCUGUUUAUUUUAAGCCUAGAAAUCUGGGAGCAAUCCAUAGAUCUCCAGUAAAAUGUACCCUCCUUCAACCUGCACAGGAGACAGGGUCAUCAGAAUCUGCCAAAAUAGGAGGAAUAAUUACUAUGUUUUUCAUAGCUGCUGUCUUCAUAAGCACCAUAAUAAUAUUGAAACGGGUUGGUUAUAUAUGCUUAAGAAAUGAUUUACCCAAAGUUUUGAAUCUUUACAACUUGUCAGCCUGGGUUAUCCCUGAGAUGCCACCAGUGGAAGCAGUGGCUUUCGUGGAGAUGAUUCACGUUAACCGGAAGAAGAAGGUGUGGAAUUACAAUUACGACGAUGAGAGUGACAGCAAUGAUGAAGCCGCAGCCCCUGUGACAAGCACCGGUGGCUAUACCAAGCAUGGGCUAAUGGGUGGGCUUCUCCGUCCCACCUCUGCCUCCUUGGCCACGUGCGGGGACUGCCUGGAGUCCGACACUGAGGAGCCUGACCUGUCCGAGCGGGACUCUGAGGCCCUGAUGAUACCAGGGCCCUGCCCCGGGUGGUCGGAAUGCGCAAGUGGGGCCUACGAGGGGGGACGGAAGCUGCUACAGGACCCCCUUUCCGAGGAGGACAGCAGCUCCACGGAAGAGGCUGGGGACAAAAUUAUCUUCAAUGUAAAUCUAAGCUCUGUGUUCGUGAGCGCCCUCGAUGACGACUCGGAAGUCCCUCCAGGGUUACCAAGUUUUCCAGAAGAGACGUUCGACCCAGACGAUUCCCACCAACUGGAAACAAGUUUUCUGGCGGCCCACGGGGAAGGGACACAGCCACCCUCCCCCACCCCCUCUGCAGAGUGCCCGUGGACUGAAGAUGUGCUUUCUGAUAAAAGUGACAGUUCUGAGUCGGAUGUUGACAUCGGAGACGGCUAUAUAAUGAGAUGAACCCCCAAAAUAUUUAAUGAACGUGGACUGACCAAUACCUUCAGGGUUUCCCCCCCUGCACUGUCACUUCCUCCCUUGUGGUCUGCAAUGUCCCCCAGGGAAGGUGUUGGAGACUGUGGCCUGCUCCUGGGGGGCGGGGGGAGGGCUGGUGACGUCAUCUAUGCAAAUUAUAUGCAAAUAACCAGUUGGGAGGGGAGUCAGAACCGGACCUGUGGAUCCUUCAGUGCGUUGUUUACAUGUGGUUUGCAGGGGUGGUCCAGGGCCCUGCAAGAUUUCUGGGAAAUAAUGAAAUUAGCCAGGGUGGGAGUGGGGAAAGCAAAGAAAGACGCUCAGCAGGGUUCCAAGCAGGUGCAGGAGCAGUCUGCAGUUUGAGUCCAGCAGGCUCAAGGAAGGAGCCAGAAAGCAGGCAGGAAAAGAGAAGAAAAGGAAGGCGGCCAGAGGGAAAGGCAAGGGACCCACAAAGAAACAGAAGCACAUGUUAGAAGGAGGGAAAGUCCAGCCCAGUCUGGGGCUCCUCCCACAUGUCACAUUCUGUCACCUACGCUCAGAGAAUUCGGCUCUUGGCCACUUGACCAGCCCUUCUCAAUUUGAGUGAGGAAGACAAACUCACACACAUCAAUAACUCUAGCAUCAGGCAGGUGACUAAUAGGAAACAUUUGCAUGAGAGAAGGGGAUAGAAUCUCAGUGCCAAAUUUUAAAAUUAAAAAAAAAAACGAGAACAAAUGCAAAAUUGUUUCAAGGUCUUCAGAAGAGAUAAGUCACAAAAUUCCUGGAGAGCCUAUUUAACAAUUUAAGAAGUGAUGUGUGUGCUGAUUCCAAGUGUCCUAUGUGGGACCAAAGUUCCUGUGGCGCUGUGGGGAGGGAGGGAAGUUCUAGAACAUCAUGUAGCAAACCAGACAAGAACUGGGGCUCGGGUCUGACUCUGCUGCUAUUUCCCUGUGUGACCCUGGGUACUUUGCUUAGCCUCUCUGAGCCUCAGUUUCUUCAUUUAGGAAAUAAAAGGAUUGGACUAGGUAAUCUCCAAGAUCCUGUGGUGCUAGGAGAAAUACUAGAAAAUACACAGGAAUGAAGACUCCAGUGGAGGUGCUACAACCCUGAGAAGACCCCAGGGUGAAUCAACUCUAUGGGACCUCCUAGCUCAUUCCGCUCGCCCCAAGAGCAGGCUUCUCAGACCUUUCUUCUAGAUCAAUUCAAAAAGGGGAAAACAACUAUUAUGCAUCCUAGUUCAAGGACUUUGAAGAGAUUAUUUUUAUAACUGUUCAAAAGUAACUCAAAGGAGAGGGAUGUGAGAGGAGAAGAGAUUAUUUAACAACAUGAUGAAAUUCCAUAGGAAAGGGACUUUUUCAUGUGACCAGUUCAAUUCUCUGCCCUCUUAAAUCAUCUCUCAUAUUUUGAAAGCUUUCCAGAGUGAUCUUUUGGAAUACCCUUUUUAUGGCAGCUUUUAUGUGUGUGUGUGUUUUAUAUUUUGUGUAAUUGAAGUUGGUGAAAGAUAAAUACUUUUUAAUACA